AUGAGCUUGCCCUUCCAUUCUCUGUUUGUCAGCCUACGAUGGUGGAUUGGUAUUCCUAAGUAUGUGAAAGAUAAUCAAUUCUAUGGCCGAUUCACGGAUGGGAUAGGUAAUAUGACCUCGAUAGUAACGCUUGAUUUAUCAGGGAAUAACCUUGUGGGCAUGAUACCAUCAAACCUGGAGAACCUAUGUAGCUUGGAAGAAUUCCUUGUAGGCGAAAAUAACAUCAACGGAAGGAUAACAGAAUUAUUCCAACGCUUGCCUAGUUGUUCAUGGGAUAGGUUGACACACAUAUCUCUGCCUGUGAGCAAUUUGACAGGAAGCCUACCAACCAAACUAGAACCGUUAAGCAAUCUGAUCAGCCUCGAUCUCAGCUUUAACGAUCUCACCGGUCCUUUGCCACUAUGGAUAGGAGAUCUCGCAAAGCUAAUUGAUCUGGACCUGAGCUAUAAUAACCUCUCUGGUUUGAUACAUGAAGGUCACAUUCCAGAGGAGCUUACAAAGCUAGUUAAUCUUCAGUACAUGGACCUUGCCUACAAUAACCUAACAGGCAACAUACCAAAAUGGAUUGGUAACUGCAAAGGGAUGAUACUAACGAGAGAUAAGGGUUAUGAAUAUUCUGCAAUUCAUUUUGCUUUAUUUUAUGAAGGAUUACUUAGUCUUGAUUUCACCUAUACCGAGAAUUCCGCGGUAGUCACAAAGGGUCAAGAGAGAUUAUAUACAGGGGAAGUCGUAUAUAUGGUGAACCUUGAUUUAUCCUGUAACAAUCUUAUUGGUGAUAUUCCCGAAGAAAUCAGCGCUCUUGUCAAACUGAAGAACCUGAACUUGUCAUGGAACACAUUCAAUGGAAAAAUUCCAGAGAAUAUUGGCGUCUUGACGCAAGUGGAGUCACUCGACCUAUCACACAAUGAGUUGUCUGGUGAAAUCCCUCCAAGCUUAUUGGCUCUCACAUCAUUGAGUCGGUUGAACCUGUCCUACAACAACCUGAAAGGAGAGGUGCCAUCAGGGAAUCAACUGCAAACGCUUGAGGACCCUGAAUAUAUUUAUAUUGGCAACCCGGGCCUCUGCGGUCCUUCUCUGCCACAGAAAUGUUCACAGCUGGAGCCAAUUCCAGCUACUCAAGAACACCAUGAAGAUUUGAACGACGUGGCAUCGUUUUUCAUCGCUAUGGGUUCUGGACAUGUAAUGGGCGUCUGGGUAGUCUUCUGCACCUUCUUGUUCAAGAGGAAAUGGAGAGUUAAGUGGUACUCCGUCUGCGACAAGUUUUAUGACUGGGUCUAUGUGCUGGUGGUCGUUACCUGGGCUUCCUGGACAAGAGAAACAAUUGCAGAAGCUGAGAGUGGCAACUAG
Triticum aestivum (bread wheat) is the source of this 1347-nucleotide messenger RNA. Its product is annotated as receptor-like protein EIX2. Gene Ontology annotation, molecular function: protein binding. The record is from RefSeq and is a predicted model, not a curated record. The transcript is spliced from 3 exons. NCBI's taxonomy places the organism in Eukaryota, Viridiplantae, Streptophyta, Magnoliopsida, Poales, Poaceae. The coding region runs from base 1 to 1347 and encodes 448 amino acids.